UUAUUGAUUGUUUUCUCAAUUUUUCAAAUAACUCAUCAUGGCUUCUCUAGUUUCUUUGAAGCGAAAGUUUGUCGCUGAUGGUGUCUUCAAGGCUGAACUUGAUGAAUUUUUGAGGAGAGAGUUAGCCGAAGAUGGCUACUCUGGUGUUGAAGUUAGGACAACUCCAGCUAAGACUGAAAUUAUCAUCUCUGCGACUAGGACUGAUUUAGUUCUUGGUGAAAAAAACCGCAGGAUUCGAGAAUUAACUCGUUUAGUCACAAUGAGAUUCAACUUUCCUGAAAACUCUGUUGCGCUCUAUGCAGAGAAAGUAGCAAACAGGGGCUUGUGUGCUACUGCCCAGGCUGAAUCUUCAAGGUUCAAGCUUCUCGGGGGGCUCGCUAUUCGCAGAGCCUGCUAUGGCGUAUUACGCUAUAUUAUGCAGAAUGGCGCUCAAGGAUGCGAGAUCAUAAUUUCUGGCAAACUUAGAGGCCAGAGAGCAAAAGCAAUGAAAUUUGUUGAAGGACUCAUGAUUCAUUCUGGAGAUCCGGUCAACACAUAUGUCAACACUGCAACAAGACAUGUGCUCUUGAGGCAGGGAGUCGUUGGUAUCAAGAUAAAAAUAAUGUUGCCUCACGAUGCCACAGGCAAAAUUGGACCUAAAAACCCUCUGCCUGACAAAAUUGUAAUAAAUGAGCCCAAAGAAGAGCCUCUUCCAGAGUCCCCCAGAACAGAGUUAAAAACGAAUAGUGAUGACCCGAAAGAACCUUCUCCUAAAGAAGAAUGAUCAUUCAAUAAAAGGACUCUGUACAUAAGAUUCAUAUGUCAUUUGUCCUUAUUUUGGAAAACCAAUUUUCCAAGUCUCUUUAGAGGAUCAUAAUCUUUUCCAGAAACGUUUCCACCGCCAUACUAGACAAUUGAAAGAGUUGAAACAGUUUACUACCAAACGCCCAAUUUGCGUUCAAGAUCCACUAGAACUUGGUCGUAACGUAACAUCGGUUGAUGAACUCAAUCUAUCCCGCUUCGUUAUGCAAUGCUCUACUGCCAGAGAAAUUUUGCGCGAUGGCGGAAACUUCAUGAUGAUCGAUUUAUUGUCACCUAUACAAGAGUUGAAGGAGUACUUCGAUGUAUAUUUAUACAUGACAACUAGCGGUGUUCAACACCACAAUCAA
Messenger RNA from Harmonia axyridis, 1148 nucleotides. Its product is annotated as 40S ribosomal protein S3-like. The record is from RefSeq and is a predicted model, not a curated record. Lineage: Eukaryota; Metazoa; Arthropoda; Insecta; Coleoptera; Coccinellidae. Gene Ontology annotation, biological process: translation; positive regulation of apoptotic signaling pathway. Gene Ontology annotation, molecular function: RNA binding; structural constituent of ribosome. The transcript is spliced from 2 exons. Bases 38 to 763 code for a protein of 241 amino acids. Gene Ontology annotation, cellular component: cytosolic small ribosomal subunit; nucleus.